UCAAAACACCCUCUGAUCCAUUUCUUGUAUAUCAAAUCGGAACCAAACCGAGACGUGCCUGAGUCACGCCAAACCACGUGCGGGGCCGCCUUUCUCCGACAAUAACUUUGGUUUGGUCCAACCGCCACCCCGAUUAACUUCCAAUUCUUUUGAUUUCUGAAGACCCAUAGACUAUCUUUAAGAAAGUCCCUUUUGACAUAACGCAGGGAAAAGGGUGACAGACACACGAUGACUGCCACCGAAGCAACGCAGACUAACCCCGCGGUACCCCGCUAUCUGAGCGGCGACGGAGCUGGGAUCCGCGAGUUUUUGGACAAGUUCGAUGUGUUCCUGUUCGAUUGUGAUGGCGUCCUCUGGUCCGGCGAUCACCUCUUCCCCGGCACGAAUGAGACAUUGGAACUGCUGAGAAGUAGAGGCAAGCAAGUCGUCUUCGUCACGAACAACAGCACUAAGUCCCGAGCCGACUACAAGAAGAAACUCGAGUCCCUCGGGAUCCCCUCCUCGACGGAAGAAAUCUUCUCCUCCUCCUACAGCGCCUCGAUCUACAUCUCCCGCAUCCUGGACCUGCCCCCCACGAAGCGCAAGGUCUUCGUGCUCGGCGAAACCGGCAUCGAGCAGGAACUCCGCUCCGAGAACGUCCCCUUCAUCGGCGGCACAGACCCCGCGUAUCGCCGCGACAUCACCCCCGAGGACUACAAGCAGAUCGCGGCGGGGGAUUCCUCGCUGAUCGACCCCGAGGUGGGCGUCGUGCUGGUCGGGCUGGAUUUCCACAUCAACUACUUCAAGCUGGCGCUGGCGUUCCACUAUGUGCGCCGGGGCGCGGUGUUCCUGGCGACGAAUAUUGAUUCGACGCUGCCGAACUCCGGGACGCUGUUCCCUGGCGCGGGGUCUAUGAGUGCGCCGCUGAUCAUGAUGCUGGGUAGGGAGCCGGUGUCUCUGGGAAAGCCGAACCAGGCGAUGAUGGAUGCGAUUGAGGGGAAGUUUCAGUUUGAUCGCAGCCGCGCGUGUAUGGUUGGGGACCGGGCGAAUACUGAUAUUCGGUUUGGCCUGGAGGGGAAGUUGGGCGGUACGUUGGGUGUGCUCACGGGCGUGAGCUCGAAGGAGGACUUCGAGAGUGGGGAGGUGAGGCCGGCGGCUUACUUGGAUAAGUUGUCGGAUUUGCUGGGAUCGGAGUAGAUGUACAGAGGAUGGAGGACUGGUUCCACGGGCUAUGAAUUACGAUUGGAGGAGAUGUAUAUGGCAUGGCAUGGCAUUGCUGAUAGAACGAUAUAUCAAGAUAGUCUAUAGAUAUGCAUACAAUAUGGUACAGCCUUAGAGAAA
Aspergillus steynii IBT 23096 is the source of this 1320-nucleotide messenger RNA. RefSeq names its product 4-nitrophenylphosphatase. Lineage: Eukaryota; Fungi; Ascomycota; Eurotiomycetes; Eurotiales; Aspergillaceae. Gene Ontology annotation, molecular function: alkaline phosphatase activity; phosphoglycolate phosphatase activity. The coding region runs from base 229 to 1176 and encodes 315 amino acids. The record is from RefSeq and is a predicted model, not a curated record. The transcript is spliced from 4 exons.